CUCUCUCACUCGCUCUCUCUCUUCCUAUAUAUUUUCUACUUUCCGGCCGGUGUUAUAAUUUCCUUUCACGAGGCCUCUUUUCUCUCUCCCUUAGCCUGAAUAAUUUCAGAAAAACAGAAGAAAAAAAGGGGCAUCGAAGAUUAUUAACAAUUUGAAUCUCAUGAAACUUUGAUAGCGGUUCCUAAGAACUGCCAAAUUAUUCAAUCCCUCAUCGGAAAAAAAAAAACAAAAACAAAAAAUUAAGCAGCAAAAAUGGUGUCGGCAAACAAGGAGAUGGCUGUGUUCUGCUUCGACACCCUCGUUGCUCACUACAACAGCGAGGAUGCUCCUCCACCUGCCUUCGAUGAGGGUCAACACCCAUUGUUUGUUACCUGGAAGAAAGUGGUGAAUGGUGGGGAGCCUCGGCUUCGAGGUUGUAUUGGAACUCUGGAAGCACGCUACUUGAUUAAUGGCUUCAGAGAUUAUGCACUGACCAGCGCUCUCAAGGAUCGCAGAUUUCCACCCAUACAGGCUAAGGAAUUGCCUUAUUUGGAGUGUACAGUCUCUAUUCUUACUGAUUAUGAAGCUGCUGACCAUUACCUUGAUUGGGAGGUAGGAAAGCAUGGUUUAAUUAUUGAGUUUGUUGAUCCUGACCAUAAUACAAGGCGAAGUGCCACUUACUUGCCUGAAGUAGCUGCCCACGAAGGUUGGACAAAAACAGAGGCCAUUGACUCUUUGAUCCGCAAAGCAGGCUACAAUGGCCAAAUUACUGAGUCGCUCAGGAAGCGUUUACAACUGACUCGUUACCAAAGCACUUUAUUUACCAUGAGCUACGGUGAAUAUGUCUCCUAUGUGAAGGAGACAAGAGGUGAGGCUCCUUUUAUUCUUGGGCCUAAGCCACGUCACUGAUGGUUCUCACAGACAAUCUUUGCUGAAGGUGCAUUGCUUGUCUGGUGAAAAGAGGGAAUUCCUAUGGAUGAUUCUGAUUCAAUUGUCUGUUGGGUUGGACCUGAUUUGUUUCUCUAGCCCAAGAUACUGUUGUAAUUGUUGCAACUCGUCAUUCUUCAAAUUCAUUGGAUUUUGAAGAAACUUGUUUAGCAUUGAACUCAGUUUCUGUGACUGUCUGCUUUCACCUAAUUUAGCAGCGCAAGAACGCUGCAGAACUCCUCAACUGUUUCAUAUGUGAAACUCAUCAAUGACUGAAAUUUCAACUCUUUUCUGUCAAGUAAAAAUGUCUGAACGGUGCAGGCAAAAGAGAGAGGGCUGUAUGAUGUGGUUUGUAGGGUUUGAAAGCUCAAUAGAUGUGAGCAUUGCUGGAUUA
Molecule: messenger RNA, 1300 nt
Organism: Neltuma alba
Lineage: Eukaryota; Viridiplantae; Streptophyta; Magnoliopsida; Fabales; Fabaceae
Exons: 5
Coding region: 253-888 (211 amino acids)
Source: RefSeq, a predicted model, not a curated record